Peniophora sp. CBMAI 1063 is the source of this 3478-nucleotide messenger RNA. The record is from the annotation of a GenBank genome assembly. NCBI's taxonomy places the organism in Eukaryota, Fungi, Basidiomycota, Agaricomycetes, Russulales, Peniophoraceae.
AUGGGCGAGCUGAUCGUGCCCACUCUCCUCCCCACGGGUGCUCUUCACUUUGCCACUGUGCCUUCUACGGCUACUAUCUCUGAUGUCAUAUCUAUUUUGACUUCCCGUUCUGAGGUUGUACGGGAUGUCCUAGGAAACGAAUACCAGGAUAAUGGCUGGGCGAUUCAGAGGAUCAGGACAGAACAGAACGGGAGACAAUGGGAGGAGGAAGAGUUGAACGGGCUGGGAGAUGGAAUCCUACGGGAUAAUGCGCCCGUAGAGCCGCUCAUCGCCAAGACGGCCGACCCAGCCAACGUCCGCGCCUUCUCGGCCUUCGCCCUCACAUCUCACCUUCACGCACCAUCACUACGGCUCAUAUCUCUACACCCCAACUUAUGCGUCAACUUGUCUUUCGCAAGAGUGCCGGAGAUACAUGACAGCUUUACCUGGAAGGUCUUCCUCGCGUGGAACACAACUGUUCAGGACGUCAUAUUGGCCGUUGUCGACGAGUUGGGAUUGACGAAGACGCUACCCAUUCCUGGAGGUGGAAGCUUGGAGUACGUGAUUGAGGAGGUUUGGACGGAGGAGGAUACGGAGAAAUCGACUCGUUUAACGCCGACAUCCAACCUCCCAUCUAUCCUGUCCAACACCACUCGCCCAUCACCUUUCUCCCGAAGGGCAACCCGGACCCUCCGCUUCUGCGUGCCCGACGAAUGGUAUCGCCGCUCGCGAACACGGACAACAUCCGCCGCAUCCUCCCACGCGCUCGAGCUGCCCGGCGACAACACCCUGCGAGCUCUACGCGCUCUAAACGCGCAAGAGGCUUCCGAACACAAUGCCGAGGAUGAUGAAGAGGAAGAAGAUGAGGAGGGUACAGCGAAGAAGAAGAACGCUCCACCAGCGCCGUCUUCGCCCACCCCGUCAACAUCAAAGACGAACUCCGGUGACUGGCGCGCUACGCUCUCCCAGAACCGCCUCUCAACGAUGUUUGACGGCUGGCUGCGUCAAGCACCUUCAAGUCCAACGCCCGGCCCAUCAUCCCCUCCACCGCCACGAGCCAUUUCGCCGCCUAUAUCGCACGGGAAUAGGAUGAGCGUGAUGAGCGUAUCCGAACCGAUGCUCAUGGACUCUUCGUCGUCCAGCGAGCGAAGAGCUACUACGCCGGAUGAGCCUGAUCCGGAUGCUUUUGAGGCGAUGCUCGACGAUCUGGGUCUUUCGGGUGCUGCGAGGGAGAACAUGUACCGACUUCCUGCAUCACGGAAACGGCUGUUACUCGACGGACAUGCACAACGGCAAGCCGAUAAAGCCGCUUCUACAUCCGAUACACCUGCCACGUUCGGCCCCAGUAGUGGAGCCAGCCUACUGCCUCGACUCGUACCCCAGCUCACGGGCGGAAGCACGUCCGGCGAAGGUGGCCUCAUGAAGCGUUUCUCAGGUUGGGGAACACCGCCCUCUACGCCGCCCGCCGCGAAACCAGACUUCAACCCCUCCACCACCCGCCGACGAACGGAUACUCAAGACUCCACUGCUUCAUCGUCCUCUUCACCUGCGAUCGCACCGCUAGAACCGCAACAGACUGGCUCGUCGGGGUUAUGGUCGAAUUGGUGGGCUAGUGCUGGAGGGACGCUGUCGAGGGCCACAGGCGCGGCGGUCGAGGCGCAGGUCAAGACUCCCGCAGCGUAUGUUGCACUGUUGAAGUCUGCGAGGGGAGCGAGUCCGGAUGCGAAGCUCGUCAAGAACCUCAUCAGCCUCAGAGUGCAUCUAAGCACGGCGAGUUUGGCGUGGAUCAGGGAGUUUUUGGAUGGAUGCGACGGGUUGAGCGCGUUGGGAGGGUUAUUGGCGGGGUUGGUGGGGAAGGGGAGCAGGGCGCCGCCGCUGGGCGAUCUGGCCAGUACAUCGCUACACGAACUCCUUCGCUCACUACGCGUGCUGCUCAAUACCGAACCCGGCUUCGCGCACGUUCUCUCCGCUCCAAGCCUGAUCGCACAUGUGGCCUUCUCGACCGGCGUCAGAGGUGUGGGCAACAAGACGAAAGCACUGGCGUGCGAGCUACUCGCAGCAUUAGCGGUCAUGGCCUUCCCCGACGGACAUCGUGCAGUCGUAAAUGCCUGGGGCGACUACAAAGUCGCAUUCGAAGAAGGCUUCCGCUUCGAGUCCCUCGUCGCCUCGCUCCGCCUUCCAGAGCCCGAAGACAUAGAAGGCGUCGAAACCGACGGGGCACUCGUGGACGUGGACGAUACAGAUGCUUGGGAUGCUCGCGCCGCGACGCUUGUUUUGCUCAAUGCCCUCGCCAAUGGACCCGAUUCACUCGAAGAACGUGUCCAACUACGCGAAGAGCUCGCGCGGCGCGGUUUGAACGAGGCGCUGGUCGCGUUGCGCUAUGUCAGACCGCCUGAGGCACUGGUACAGCAGAUGGAGGUGUGGGCGGAGGAGAAGUUCGAGGACGAGGAGGAGGUUGCUGAGCGUGCGAAGGGGAUGAUGGGGAGGGGGUAUGCGGGUGAUGGGGGUGAUGGGAAUGUGUCGGCGCCUAUGGUGGAGUUGGGAAGAGCUGUGAAGGGGAUGCCGGAAGUCAGAGAGGGUGUCGAUGUGUUGCUUGCGAGGAUCAGCGGAGCGGUUGGGAGGGAGGAUGCAGGAGUGGAGUGGAAAGUUCACCUCAUGCAGCUCUUGGAUGCGCUGACGGAGGAAGCACUCGUGAACGAGACAGUACACGAAGGCUGGUCGGCUCUCAUCCGCCGGUUCCUCGUCCGCGCAAGCGAGAUCGUGCACGAAUCACUUGAACUCGGUGCUGCGCCUGACGGUGUACUGGGCCACGAGGUCGACAGGCUGCAAGCCGAAGUCGAGCGUCUCACGGCCGAGCGAAGUGGGCUGAAAGAGCAACUGGACGCAGCCACGGCCGAACUCGCCACCUUACGUGCUUUGCCGACGACAUCACCUUCCACUCCGCGCGCAGGUGGUAAAGACGUUCAGGGCGUCGUACAACGACUCAUCGCCAAGGAGAAGCAGGUACUCGCUCUCCAAGCUGAACUGGACAAGGUCCGCGCGCCACCACCUGAAGCGCGAGAAGCGGAUGAGAAGGCUCGGCGAGAGCGGGAUCGAGCAAGAUGGGCAGGCAUGAUGGACGAAUUGGGUCAGCUCAAGGCAUCAUUGAAAGAACACGAAGCCGCCCUCGUUGUCAAAGACAAAGAAGCCCUUUUCCUCAAACGCGCACUCGAGAGUGUAUACGGCCGCUUCAAAACUCGCGAGGAGAGCAAAGAGAGUUCGGAACUUGACGCGCAGGCUGUGGCGGACCGUGCUGUGGAGAGCGCGGCGAGGAAGGACGAGGAGAUCGAGAGGUUGAAAGGAGAAAUUGAGGUGUUGGAGGAGAAGUUGCGCGAGAAGCCCAAGUUCGUGACGGAGAAGGAUUACAAGGCUAGUGUACCGCCGCCUCCGCCACCACCUACGAUAUCGAAGGCGAAACCUCCGCCUCCGCCGCCUCCGCCGCCUCCACCACCUCCACCAC